Molecule: messenger RNA, 5196 nt
Organism: Anguilla anguilla (European eel)
Lineage: Eukaryota; Metazoa; Chordata; Actinopteri; Anguilliformes; Anguillidae
Product: vitellogenin-2-like
Exons: 36
Coding region: 1-5196 (1731 amino acids)
Biological process (GO): lipid transport
Molecular function (GO): lipid carrier activity
Source: RefSeq, a predicted model, not a curated record
AUGAGAGCAGUCGUCCUUGCCCUGACUCUAGCCCUUGUGGCGGGUCAACAGGCAAAGCUUGCACCAGACUUUGGCACCAGUAAGACCUAUGUGUAUAAGUAUGAAGCAGUGCUUCUGGGAGGUCUGCCUGAGGCAGGCCUGGCCAGAGCUGGAGUGAAAGUCAGCAGCAAGAUUCUCAUCAGUGGGGUCGCCCCGAAUACCUACUUGCUCAAGCUCAUGGACCCUCAGAUCUUUGAGUACAGUGGCAUCUGGCCCACAGACCCAUUUGUCCCAGCUGCAAAACUCACCCAGGCCCUAGCUGCUCAGCUGCUUAUUCCCAUCAGGUUUGAGUACGCUAACGGUGUCGUAGGGAGGGUGUUUGCCCCUGAAGGAGUCUCUGCAACAGUUCUGAAUGUCCACAGAGGUAUCCUGAACAUUCUUCAGCUCAACAUCAAAAAUACCCCAAAUGUGUAUGAGCUGCAAGAGGCUGGUGCUCAAGGAACUUGCAAGACUGACUACAUUAUCAGUGAAGACGCAAAGGCAGAGCGCAUUUACAUUACCAAGUCCAAAGAUCUGAACAACUGCCAGGAGAGAAUAAUGCAGGAUAUUGGCAUGGCAUACACAGAGACAUGUGCCCACUGUCAACAGAGUGGAAAGAACCUGAGGGGAGCUGCAGCUUACAAUUAUGUCAUGAAGCCAUCUGCAGCUGGUGCUCUGAUUUUGGAAGCCACUGUUCAGGAGCUUCACCAGUUCACACCUUUCAAUGAGAUGACUGGAGCAGCCCAAAUGGAAGCCAGACAAGCCAUGACAUUCCUUGAGACCCAGAAUGCUGCAGUUCAGCCUAUCCAGGCAGACUACAUAGCUCGUGGCUCCUUGGCAUAUGAAUUUGCAUCUGAGACUCUCCAGACACCCAUUCAACUCAUAAAGAUCAGUAAUGCUCAGACUCAGAUUGAGGAGAUCCUGAAUCAUCUUGUGGCAAACAACAUGGCGGCAGUCCACGAGGAUGCUCCCCUAAAGUUUGUGCAGCUGGUUCAGCUCCUCCGUGCAGCUAGCUAUGAGAAUAUUGAUGCCAUAUGGGCUCAAUUCAAGGCUGAACCUGAUUUCAGACAUUGGAUUCUGGACGCUGUCCCUGCUAUUGGAACACCAGAUGCACUGCAGUUCAUCAAGGAGAAGUUCUUGGCUGGUGAUGUUACCACAGCUGAGGGGGCUCAGGCACUGUUGGCUGCCAUUCAUCUGGUUAAGGCUGACCAGUCCACCAUCGAACUUGCAGCCAGCCUGAUAUUCAACCCCAAGAUUCAGACAAACCCCAUUCUGCGUGAACUUGCAAUGCUUGGUUAUGGCUCCAUGGUCUACAAGUUCUGUGCUGCACAUCCCAGCUGCCCAGCUGAUGUCAUGAAGCCCAUCCUUGACAUUGCUGCAGAAGCUAUUGCUAAAGCCAAUGUGACUGAGAUCACCCUGGCACUGAAAGUUCUGGGAAAUGCUGGUCAUCCUGCCAGUCUCAAGACAAUCAUGAAGCUCCUGCCUGGAUAUAGCACUGCAGCUGCUGCACUCCCAACCAGUGUCCAUGCUGAUGCUGUGAUGGCCCUGAGGAAUGUUGCCAAAUUUGAGCGUAAACGGGUCCAGGGAGAGGCUUUGAAGCUGUUCAUGGACAGAGCCAAUCAUCCAGAGGUGCGCAUGGUGGCCUGUGUUGUGCUGUUUGAGACCAGGCCAACCGCGGGUCUGGUGACUGCUAUAGCUAACGCUCUGCAGAAAGAAGACAACCUACAAGUGGCCAGCUUCACCUAUUCACAUAUGAAGGCCCUGACCAGGAGCACUGCCCCUGAAUUUGCCCCAGUUGCUGCUGCUUGUAAUGUUGCUGUGAAGCUCCUGAGCCCCAAAUUAGACAGACUGAGCUACCGUUACAGCAAAGCAAUCCACCUUGAUGCGUACAGCACUAACCUAAUGGCUGGAGCUGCUGCAAGCGCUUUCCUGGUCAAUGAUGCUGCCACCAUUUUACCCAGAACUGUUGUGGCCAAGCUGCGUGCCUACUUUGCCGGAGCAGCAGCUAAUGUUCUGGAGUUUGGAGCUAGAGCUGAAGGAAUUCAGGAGGCUCUAUUGAAAACACCUGGCGCUGCUGCUGGUACUGUUGGUGGUGCAAACAAGAUCAAUAGGAUGAGGCGUGUCUUGAAGGCUCUCGCAGACUGGAAAGCAGCACCAGGAAACGAACCACUGGCCUCCAUGUACUUCAAACUGUUUGGUCAAGAAAUUGCCUUCCUGAACAUGGACAAAGCCAUGAUUGAUCAGGCAACUCCUGCAGCAGAUGCAGAUGCAAUGUUGAAGCGUGUGCUGAAUGCACUGCAGUCUGGAGCUGCAAUCCAGUGGGCCAAGCCCCUGCUGGCUGCUGAGGUGCGUCGCAUCUUCCCCACUGCCGCUGGAGUUCCCAUGGAAUUGAGUCUGUACACUGCAGCUGUAGCUGCUGCUGCUGCCCGCUUCAAAGCCACCCUCACACCUGCACCUGCUGAAGCCUUCCAUCUUUCUCAGCUGUUGAACACUGAUAUUGAACUAGAAGCUGAGAUUACACCAAGCCUUGCCAUGCACACAUUUGGUGUUAUGGGAGUGAAUACUGCCUUUAUUCAGGCUGCAGUUAUGGCCAGAGCUAAAGUGCACACCAUCCUCCCUCUGAAGUUUGCUGCAAGAAUCGACAUUGCUCAAGGCAACUACAAGUUUGAAGCUUUGCCUGUUCAGGCUCCGGAUCAUAUUGCAUCUGUGCGCUUUGAGACCUUUGCUGUGGCAAGAAAUGUGGAAGAUGCUGCUGCUGCUAGAAGCACUCCAAUGGUGCCUGCGGCUCUAGCAGCCCAGCUGUCCAAGGAGAAGUUCACAUCAAAGGCAGCAGAUUCUGCGGUUGGUGGUUUUGCCAUAUCUGCAAGGGUUCAGCAGAUGUACUGUGGCUCUAGCUCAACCUUUGGGUUGACAGCAUGUGUUGAGGUUGCAUCCCAGAAUGCUGCGUUUAUGAGAAACAGCCCUCUUUACACACUGGUUGGAAAACAUGCAGUCAUCGCUGCCAUUAAACCAGCAGCUGAAGCAGCCAUCGAAAAAGUGCAGAUUGAAAUCCAGUAUGGACCCAAGGAAGCCUCAAAAAUAAUCAAACUGAUCACUCUGAAAGAUGAGGAGGAAACUCCAGAGGGAAAGGGUGUCCUGCUGAAAUUGAAAAAGAUCCUGUACACUGGAAAUGUGCGAACAACCAACCUGAAAAACAACAGCUCAUCUGUCCUGUCUAUUCAGCAGAACCGAAUGAGAAAUGUUACCAGCUCCUCCUCCAGCUCCUCCAGCCACCGUGCACUGAGCCUCAGCAAGAGCAGCCAUUCUUCUAGCUCUAGUUCCAGCUCUUCCUCUUCAGCUGCUUCUCAGCACAAGAAAAACAGCAAACACCAGGCCAGUGCUAGCAAGAUCAAGCAAACUCCCAGUAGUAGCAGUAGCAGUAGCAGCAGCAGCAGCAGCAGCAGCAGCAGCAGAAAGAGCAAGUCUCCCAAAGGCUCCAAGAAGGUCAGCGCCAGCUCCUGGAGUUCCAGUCGUUCUGUCAGUUCCUCCAGCUCCAGCAUGUCCCACGCGGAAAUCUACGACUACAAGUUCACCAAAAACCACAUCCACCAGCAUGCCGCCUCUAAAGGUGCAUCCAGGGGCAGGAUGUCCUCCAGUUCAAGAAGCAGCAGCACUGGCAAUAGCAAAGCCAGUCGAAGCCUGAGCAGCAGCGCCAGUGGAAGUCGGAGCAGCAGCGCCAGCAGCAGGAGCAGUGCUGGCAGCUUUCAGGCCAUUUACAAUAAGAACAGAUACCUUGGAGAUUCUGUGCCCCCUGCCAUGGCCAUUACUGUUCGUGCAGUGAGGGCUGAUGGAAAGAAGCAAGGAUACCAGAUUGAAGCCUAUAAGGAUGCUGCUGCUGCUAGGGUGCAGAUCAUUAUGGCUGCUCUUGCUGAAAAUGAGAACUGGAAGCUGUGCGCUGAUGGCAUCAUGCUGAGCAAACACAAAGUCAUGGCUAAGUUUGGCUGGGGAGCAGAAUGCCAGGAAUAUGCAGCAGUUGUCAAGGCAGAGACUGGCAUGAUGGGUGCAAGCCCUGCAGCCCGCGUGAAGCUGGAAUGGACCAAGAUUCCCCGUGCUGCUAAGCACUAUGCUCACAAGAUCGCUGCUUACGUCCCUGGUGCUGCUCUCAUGGCUGGAAUAAAUCAGGGCAGACCCAGGAACAGAGCGGGACAAAUCAAAAUUACUGCAGCUGCCACUUCUGAGAGGACCUUCAAUUUCAUAAUGAAAACACCAAGGAUGACCCUGUAUAAAUUGGCUGUGGCCCUUCCCUUUGCCCUGCCUUUUGGAGCUGGAGCUGCUGCUCGCCCAGAUCAGAACAUUCCCAGUAGAAUUGCUGAAGUCAAUGGAGUGCAGUGCAGCCUGGCCAAUGAUACCCUGACCACAUUCAACAACAGAAGGUACAGGAAUGAAAUGCCCAUCUCUUGCUACCAAGUGCUGGCCCAGGACUGCACCCCAGAGCUUAAGUUCAUGAUUCUGAUGAAGAAGGAUUCAGUUUCUGGACAGCACCAAUUCACUGUGAAGCUUGAUGACAUGGAUGUUGACCUGUACCCCAGUGACAGUGUAUUGCGGAUGAAGAUCAACGGCAAGGAAGUACCUACCACCAGCUUACCUUAUGAACAUCCCACAGGUUCAAUCGUCAUUGGACAGAACGGUGAUGGGCUGUCUCUCUAUGCUGCCAGCCAUGGCCUGCAUGAAGUCUACUUUGACAAAAAUACAUGGAAGGUCAGAGCUGCUGAUUGGAUGAAGGGUCAGACUUGUGGAAUGUGUGGAAAGGCUGAUGGUGAAGUUAGACAGGAAUUCCGCACUCCCAGCGGACGCUUGACCAAGAAUGCUGUCAGCUUUGCCCAUUCUUGGGUCCUUCCUGCAGAAAGCUGUCGUGAUGCCAGCCAGUGCUACAUAAAGCAGGAGUCAGUGAAGCUGGAGAAGCAGAUGAUUCUGGAUGGACAGGAGUCUAAAUGCUACUCUGUUGAGCCUGUGCUCCGCUGUCUGCCUGGCUGCAGCCCUCAGAGGACCACCCCUGUCACUGUUGGCUUCCACUGCAUCCCCACUGAUUCCAGAGUGAACAUGUCUGGGGGCCUGAACAGCAUUGGUGAGAAGAGUAUAGAUCUUAGGGAAACAGUUGAAGCCCACCUGGCUUGCCGCUGCACAGAUGAGUGUGCAUAA